UCUUUCUCACUCCUCUCCUUUUGGAUGACUGUGUCCUUCAAAAAGUCCAAAAAAGCAGGGGAAGAAUCCUGCGGUCUUUCCCUUACGUAUUGCCGCCACGUCCUUCUUCUAAUCGCUUUUCCCGCAUUUGUUUUGAGGGCUGGUUUUUCCUUUUCCGAGAUUGGACUCUCCGCUCGUUUAGUCUUUCGUUUUCGCACCUGAUUCGGCAGCACCAACGUCGCCAAAUCAUUUAAAUUAACCGAAGUUGGUAUCAGAUUUGUAGAAGGUGCCUUGAGGAGCUCGGUAUCUGCUUGUUUGUUCUCUUUGUGCGUUUUUUCUUCGGAUUUUGAUCCUUUUGGUCUAGUUUCCCUUUUGUUGAGAUCACCACCCAAUUUGGAAGCAGUGAAACUCUGCAAUUCUUCCGAAUCCGCUUCAUUGCUGAGAAUUCGCUCGCCUUGGGUGUUAGAGCUCAUAUUCGAGCGGCCGUUCUUGCCAGCUCCUGCGGGCUUCUUUUAAUUUUCUGACAUGGAAGAGGUUAAUGCAGUUGUGGAGGCCAAGGACGGUACCAUCUCUGUAGCCUCAUCUUUCUCUGGCCAUCAUGAAGCUGUUCAGGAUAGGGAUCAUGUCUUCCUGUCGCUUGCUGUCGAAGAAGCAUACCGUGGUGUUGAUUGUGGAGACGGAGGGCCAUUUGGUGCAGUCGUUGUUCGAAACAAUGAAGUUCUUGUAAGCUGUCACAAUAUGGUUUUGAAGAACACCGAUCCAACUGCACAUGCAGAGGUCACUGCUAUUAGAGAGGCAUGUAAGAAGGUAGGGCAGAUUGAGCUGUCAGAGUGUGAAAUUUAUGCAUCUUGUGAGCCAUGCCCUAUGUGCUUUGGGGCAAUUCACCUCUCACGCAUUAAGAGGUUGGUCUAUGGAGCUAAAGCAGAAGCUGCAAUAGCAAUUGGAUUUGAUGACUUCAUAGCAGAUGCAUUGAGGGGCACUGGUUUCUACCAGAAAGCGAAUCUGGAGAUCAAGAGGGCCGAUGGAAAUGGUGCGAUAAUUGCUGAGCAAGUGUUUGAGAAAACCAAGGAAAAAUUCCAAAUGUACUGAUUUAUGCUUUCUAGGACAUGCUUCAUUUAUGACUUCUCAAGAAGAUUCCUGCUGUAUUUAGUAUUCAGAAUAUUGCCUCUGAUAUUGCUCAAUCAAUUUCUCAUUUGCCUA
Molecule: messenger RNA, 1179 nt
Organism: Nymphaea colorata (pocket water lily)
Lineage: Eukaryota; Viridiplantae; Streptophyta; Magnoliopsida; Nymphaeales; Nymphaeaceae
Product: guanosine deaminase
Exons: 6
Coding region: 505-1068 (187 amino acids)
Biological process (GO): purine nucleoside catabolic process
Molecular function (GO): zinc ion binding; guanosine deaminase activity
Source: RefSeq, a predicted model, not a curated record